Messenger RNA from Bombyx mori (domestic silkworm), 6323 nucleotides. RefSeq names its product TWiK family of potassium channels protein 7. Gene Ontology annotation, cellular component: plasma membrane. The transcript has 9 exons. Gene Ontology annotation, molecular function: outward rectifier potassium channel activity; potassium ion leak channel activity. The record is from RefSeq and is a predicted model, not a curated record. Bases 337 to 1617 code for a protein of 426 amino acids. Gene Ontology annotation, biological process: stabilization of membrane potential; potassium ion transmembrane transport. Lineage: Eukaryota; Metazoa; Arthropoda; Insecta; Lepidoptera; Bombycidae.
AGUUGACCGCGGAUCGUCGAGGAGGGAGCAUGUGCGUUAUCCCCUGCCCACGUGCAACGUUCGUUGCAUCGCAAACUUUGUGAGGAGCACAAUAAUUUAAUAUUAUUUUGAAUUAAUCGUGAAAAAUUGUUACACAAAAUUGCGAAGUUUUUUUUUAAAAACGUUAUUAUGUACGUAGAAAUUUAUUGAGGCAAUUUUGUACAGGUACUAAAACUAAAUCAUAUUUUACAAUAACUACUAGUUAUAAGAAAAUUUUUAAACUCUGUGAUGUAGAAUUUUAUUAUGAACAUACCGGAUUAUAAAAUAUGGUAAAAUUGAAAAGGACAAAGUGUUAAAAUGUGUAAAAAUGAGAAGAACGUGUCAUGGGAGACGGAGGCACUUAUGGGUGCAAAGCCUGAAUCGAGAUGGAGCAAUUUCUGUCCAAGAGAAGCCUUGUCCCAUGUUGGGUUAUUCGUUGCGUUAAUGCUGUACACAGCUGGCGGCGGAUUGGUAUUCCGUGCGUUAGAGUAUCCAGCUGAAAUGGCUAAACAGGAUUUUCAUAGGGAACGUGUUCUAAGUGAAAGAUGGAAUUUAAUACGUUUUGUAGCUCAAUGGACAAACGGGACUGAGUAUUUUAAUGGCGUUGAAGAGCUGCUAAGCCAUCAUUUAGCUAUUUACGAAAAGGUGUUAGAAGAAGCGUCAUCAGAUGGCAUAUCGUUGGAAGUAGAAAAGAAUUUUCCACCAACCGAAGAAAGAUGGAGCAUUUUGCAAGCUGUAUUUUUUUCUUCAACAGUGCUCACUACUAUAGGUUACGGUAACAUAGUGCCGGUAACAUUUUGGGGAAGGUUGUUUUGUAUCGCUUACGCCUUGAUAGGAAUACCAUUCACAUUAACGGUCAUCGCUGAUCUAGGCAGAGUUUUCGCCACAUGUGUUUCCUUUAUCGCUAAACAUCUACCGUCACCACCUAAAUGUUGUACAAGAGUGACAGAAGCCAAUCCUGCCGGUCAGAGAUCUCUUUACGCACUCGGAGCAGUUGGGUUUUUGUUUGUGUAUCUGUCAGCUGGGGCUGGCUUGUUCAAGAUGUGGGAGGAUGAUUGGACCUUCUACGAUGGAUUCUAUUUUUGUUUCAUCACGAUGACGACCAUUGGAUUCGGAGAUAUUGUACCAAAGAGACCGAAAUACAUGCUGCUUUGUACGUUGUACAUUUUGAUUGGCUUGGCGCUAACGUCAACUAUUAUUGAGCUGGUGCGGAGACAGUACGCAAGAUCUUGGCAGCAAUUGCGCGCACUGUCUGGUCCCCUAGCUGACACGCUGAGAAGACUAGGCGACGCCGGCCGAGGUGUCGACGUCUCUAGCCUACACAGUGACCUUAGGAAAGUUUUAACUGUGAUCGCACCUCCGUCUAGCGAGCUAAGCAAGCCUUCAAGAUCAAGGCUUCGCAUAGUCGAACCUGGAUGUGUAAUGGGAAUGGUCCCGGUUACAAUGCCGCGUCUGAGCAGCGCCGGUGGUGGAGCACUAUCGGAAAAGCGUCGCUUAGAACUGGAGGCAGCCGUCGAAGCGGUCAUCAGGGACAUCACAUCUCCGGUACAGCAAAAGCCUCCGAUCGUCCAAAUUGUCAUUUACGAAUCGUCUGUUUGAACUACUUUUUGACUCUUUCCAAUGCUAUCGAGCUUAGGCGUGUUUAAAAUGCUACAAUUAUUCAAAAGAUAUACUUAAAAAAAAAGUGCGUGCGUACAAAGUACACAUGUCAGAAGUGAAACUUUUUUGGCGAACUAAUUUAUAAGUCUUGCUUAUAUUUAUACAAAUCCAAAACUUUAGAUUUCCGAGACUUAGAGGAAGGGAAAAAGGAAGAUAUGUUCCCGCCAAAAGUCUGUCAAAUGUCGAUCUCAAACCUCAGUGUUGACAGUCACAUUAUGUUUAGAUUUCUAAAUUGUAAAUGACUAAUAUUUUGCCAAUUGAAUUGAGACUAAUUUAAUUUCAUGCUAUUUGAUUAAUGUUCCAAAUUCUUUUCAUUUCAUUUCAAUUCCUAUUAAAAAAUUUCACAAAAAAAUUAUAUAAUAUUAGGCUAUAUGGUAUGAUACAUUUGCUUUUCCAGUUGGAAAAAUAUAACAACUACUACUAUUGACAUUUGACAAGUACUUAAUUUCAAUAGUAGUUGAUGUCACUUCCGUUGCAUACCUGCGUGACGUUCUGUAAAAAUUUUACCCUCAUGCGCCUAAAGAAGUUUCACUUCAAAAAAUACGUAUGCCCAGCCUGGAAAUUGGUGACACUGAAUAAAACUAAAUGUGGAGUGUUUAUUGUUCAAGCGUUUUAUCGAAAAAAAAAUCUUGAUAUUCGAAUAAAAUGUCUGUGCUUCGACAUUGAUCUAAUAUACAAAAUAUUCUUAAUUUUACGCAUAGAUUAUGUAUAUUGAUAUUGUUAUGGUGUCGGAUCACGGACUUCUUUUUGCGUGUUUUUCAAGCAUUAUGAUAAGUUCAAGGGUGUUUCACUUCUAUAUUAACAUGCUAUUAGCACUGCCUUCAUGAGACACGGCACAAUAUUGUUAAGAUUUACUGUACAUUUUUGGAGUCCUUGUAUGUAUUUAUUUGCUGUGUUUCAAAAGUAAGAAUAAAUUUUUUUAAUAUAAAACCGUAUGAGAAAUGAAAUACUUUAAAAGAAGCUGGUAUUGGAUAUAUGACAGACUUUAAUGAUAUAAUUUAUUACCAAUAUCAAUGGAAGUUAUCCUAAUUUUUAUUUAUUUGAUAUGACCGAAACUUAAAAUGCAAACCUUUACCUACAAGUAAACAUUUUAUUUUUUAAACAUCUUGAAAAAAAAAAACAGUACUAUAGUUAAACAUUUUAAUAUUCAGCACAACUAGAGAAUAGUUAUCGUGAUGACUUCCAUCACGAUAGCUAUUAGAAAUCACGAAUUACCGAAAAACAACAAUUAACAGUGUUUAACACGGUUUAUGUUUGUGGGGGACAAUUUAAGGAUACAUUUUUGUGUUUAAAAGGUUAGUGAUACUAAAAUACAUAAUAUUAUUAGACUAAUUGUAUUCGAUUACGUUUAAAACGGCUUUUGAUUUUGAUUUUUAAUUUAAUAGUACUAUGAAAUUAUGCGUUUCAAUGACAGAAGAGCUCAAGAGUCCUUUGACACUGCAAUAAGAAUACCGCCAAGCGCCUUUAGACAUUACGUCGAAAUUUCACUUGCAUUAGGAUUGCUGCUAUCGAGUAGUCGGCUCAUGACACGAAUAAAGGGAGUUAAUAGUAAUAAUCAAAUCAUUACAAAGAUGGACUGAUCAUAGGAACAGAACAGAUACCAGGAGUAGUCAAGGAUAGCAUUGUCGUGUUUUCCACUAUUUAUGCGAAGAUUAACAGAACAGAACUGGUAUCUGUAGUCAGGGAUAGCAUUGUCGUGUUAUCCACUUAUGCGGAGAUUAUUGCCGAAUAUAGUCUGGCCAAAAUUCGUUAUGGAAUUGUUUUGGCAUUUCUGAUUUAAUUUAAUUAUUAUUAAUGUUAUUACUAAAGUAUUUAUGGUUAUUAUUAAUUAUUAUAUACGGAUUAUAAUUUAACACCUUUUGUGGCGAGAAUUUGGAAAAAGCAACUAAUUUAACAAAAGAAUUUCAGUAGGUACUUAGGCGAAUCCGAGGAUUUGGAUAUGUACCGCUUCUUUUAAUAUGAUUUUUUUAAAGUUUGAGUUAAAUCUAUUCGACAAUACAGCCUAUGCUCAAAAUGAAUGAAAUCAGGUUUUUCUUUGCUGUGACUAUCAAUAAUUAUUAUUGUAUGUAGAAUGUUGAUUCUUCUAAGUAUUUACCCACCACCGACCUACAAUAUACAAAUUGAAAAUUUUGGAAUGUACAUUUUGGAAUCGUGGUCAUCAGAAUUGAACUUUUGCCUCUGAAACAAAACAAAAAAGUAUUUAAAUCUAAAAUAAUUUGAUCUCAAUGUGGAGUGAAGGAACGAAAUGAAUAUGUAAUUUCCAAAAGGGCACAUCUCUGAAAAUGUAAAAUGUUCAGGAAAUGAAAAAAAACUGAUUAUUUUCUAAAGCAGUGUAAAAUUUGAAAUAUUAACUUUUGAGAUAUAUUUUAGUGUUAAUUAGCAAUUGAAAAUUACUGGAAUUAUUAUAAAAUGAGUGUAGGUAAUCCUCAAAAGUACAUGUAUGUGAAAAAAUGUAUUUGACAAAAUAUGCGACAUGUGCCCUUUUCGAAAUUGCAUAUUCAAAUGGAACUUAACGCUCGUUUGACGGCAUACGAAAACAUUCGUGUGCCAACAGCGAAAUAAAGAUGUGACCAAUAUGUUGUGUACAUUGAACUUUUUUUGUGUAUUGUGUUAAGAUGUUUAAUUUUGUAGGCAGGCGGCGCUUUGUCUAGACGUUUCACAUAACUUUUGUAACGGAUAUAUUUGUGUUUUAUGACUUGUUAUUCCUAAUACUAGUACGUAUGGAACGCAUUAAGUCAUGGUUUACGAUGAAAUACAUUUCAUGCCUGACGUGAUACGUUUUCCGAAUAGUUUUAUUGAUGACUUAAACAUCACGUGACUUAAGUAUAGAAAUAAAUGUCUGCGUGAAUUUGGACAACAAUUCGAGAGUGCUAAUUUUGGUUUGGUACAAGUAUUUUAUUUCAUCUUCGGCUUACAUCGUUUCCUGUAAACAUGUGUCAUGAUUUUGGCAAUGUUCAAAUAUACUCGAAUUCCGAAUCAUCGUUGAAGUUUCGUCAUAGGAUCCAUAUAUCGAUACAGUUUCGUAUGGAUUUUUUUUAAAUGAAACAACACAAACUCUAUCUCGUAAGCUACAACAAGGUUAUUAUUGAAGCCGAUAAUCAAUUUAUUUCAUUAAAUGAGGUUGAGCGUAAUUAAUCGUAACUACACUUUAUCUAUUUAAUCAAAAUGUACAAUUUAAUCAUCCACUUGUAAGUAAAAGAUGUCAACUCAAUUUAUGGUUGCCAUAAAUAUUCACCAAACUAAUAAACGUCACAGCAUUUCAGUAGAAAGGUGUCUUAUGGACUGAAACCGUUGCUGUGCGUACAUUCUAUGGUGAAGCGAAUGAUUGAGGAAGGAAUAAUACAUAUAUAAUGUGGUAUCUGAUUGAAAAAGUUAUGUGUGUAUUAUGAUGAAUUUUUUUCUAAUGUACUCAACAAAUGUCCACGAUUGACUUCCACGGUGAAGGAAUAACAUCGUGUAAUAAAAAUCAAACCCGCAAAAUUAUAAUUUGCGCAAUUACUGGUGGUAGGACCUCUUGUGAGUCCGCACGGUUAGGUAUCACCACCCUGCCUCUUUCUGCCGUGAAGCAGUAAUGCGUUUCGGUUUGAAGGGUGGGGCAGCCGUUGUAACUAUACUUGAGAUGUUAGAACUUAUAUCUCAAGGUGGGUGGUGCAUUUACGUUGUAGAUGUCCAUGGGCUCCAGAAACCAUUUAACACCAGGUGGGCUGUGAGGUCGUUCACCCAUCUAAGCAAUAAAAAAAAAGUAUGAGUGAAAAAUCAGUCACAAUAAAAUUUUCUUCUCUACAAAAUUAUUAAAACGUCAUAAACGCUUUCACAUUACAGAAAAUUACAUAAAAAGAAUACAAUAGUAUGGAUAUGCAAAUAUGCACGAGGAAGUUGUAGACGACGCGCCUAGCGUAUUUAUAAUUUAUUGUAUUUCGUCGAUACAUAUACCAAUACGUAUCAUUAAUACUGAAGUGUUUUUCUUGAGUAAUUUGAAGAGCAAUGAUCAUUGUGAUUAAAUUCAUAAUUUUUUUUUAUUUUUUUUUAUUGCCCUUUUAGGCAGACGAGCAUACGGCGCACCUGAUGGUGAGUGGUUACCGUCGCCCAUGGACUUCAGCAAUGCCAGGGGCAGAGCCAAGCCGCUGCCUACCGCUUAAUACUCUCCACAAGCCUCGUUUGAAGAAGGACAUUUAAUUUAAGGAUAUUUAAUGUUUUCUUAUGUGAAAAAAGUUACAGUACGUUCAUCGUCAUUUGGAUAUCGUACUUACUGGCACCUUUUGUAUAGUUACAACUAAAAAGUUGCCUUCAACGAUGAGCUAGCUUUUGUAUAAAAAAAUAUGCGUACGUUAUGAUAUGCAUAAAUGCAAAAUUCAAUGCAAUGAUUUCCUUCAUAGAUCUAAAACGUUUGUUUUAAAUAAAAUACGUAAUUAUAAUUGAGAAUUUAAUUUAUAAUUACGCGAGUAUAUACUAAUUCAGGUCGAAUAUAUUGUUUGAAAAAUGAGCUACCACAGAACAGUUCGUAUAUGGUUUAUUGAUCACUUUACUAAUUAUAAUUGGUUAUCACACGUUUUGAUACAGAAACAAUUUCGAUGAAUCAAGAGAUACUGUUAGAAGACUAGAUAAAUACCAGAUUUGAGUUUAAUUUGUGUACGUGAAGCAAAAAC